GGACGAUCCUUCAAGGAUUCGGACCAUCAAUUAUAUCGAAACAUAAAGGAUAUGCAAUGACUUUUAUCUGGUUUUAUAGAAUAUCGAUACGUGUAAAUUUGUCUAGGCCGCGCCGACGUCGAUCGGCAUCGAAUCGAUGCACUACGAAAAUUCGAAACUGCCCUUCCCCAGCGUGACCCUUUGCCCGAGCGACCGCGUAGAUUGGAACCGGGUCCUCGAGCUUGAACCGAGGAUCUUUCCUAAUGAUACGGAUGAGGCGAGUCUCGAGACUUUCCGUAAGAUACUGGGCAGGCUUUCCAUAAUAACCUUCGGGGAUUUCGAUGAGCUGGAUUUCCUGAAGAAUCAUAAUGUGCGCAGUCUCUCGGGUAUCAACAUAACUCAGGUAUUGCACGAGGUGAUGCCGUCCUGCGACCAAUUGAUGUCCACCUGCUGGUGGCGCAAUGCCGAUCGCAAUUGCUGCGAGAUCUUCGAGGUGCAGAAGACUGAGUAUGGCUUCUGUUACUCGUUCAAUUCGGAAAUGGCGGUGAUGUCCCCGGCGGAUCCCACGGAAUCGCGACCACGAAGAGCAUCUGGCUACGGCGAAUGGAGCGGCGUCAAGGUUACGAUUCAUCUGGGAAACAUAACGAAGCCGCCGAAUUCCGAGAUGAUUGGCAGUGUCGUGGUGAUAAUAAACGGGCCGCAUGUCUGGCCCAACAGUGGCACCAUGAUACCGUCAGGCUCGCUGGUUAGCCUAUCCUUGGAAUGCGUUUCCGGAUACGCCACUCAGCGCGUCCUCGAGCUGGACCGCGACAGGCAACCGUGCCGGUAUGACGAGUCAGGCGAGUACAAUCAGGAGACCUGUCUCUCACUCUGCAAACGCAAUUACGUCACCAAGUAUUGCGGCUGCAAUCCGUCCUUCCUGUUCCCCGCAACCGCUCACUAUCGCGACUGCACCAUCGAGGAUUUUAUCUGCCUGCUCAAUUACAACGUGUCUUUCGGCGGCAUAAUCGGCUUAUUUCUGGGCGGCUCAUUGCUCAGCGCUGUCGAGCUCGUCUAUUACCUGAUAGUGGCGGUGCUCUCGUUUCUGCGCUCGCGACGAAGAGCCGAGGGAAGAAAGACGCGGCCGAGGUCGACGAGGUCGAGCGUGACGAUCGUCCACAACACGACUGCGGUGCUGCCCAUCCUGGAUUACAGCCCUCUGAAACAGCGGGCUAGGAGGAUACCGAUUUUCGCGAAUUACGCUCUCGCAGAAUCGAAUUUGAACAGGUAUUGA
Molecule: messenger RNA, 1252 nt
Organism: Formica exsecta
Lineage: Eukaryota; Metazoa; Arthropoda; Insecta; Hymenoptera; Formicidae
Product: pickpocket protein 19-like
Exons: 5
Coding region: 137-1252 (371 amino acids)
Biological process (GO): sodium ion transmembrane transport
Cellular component (GO): membrane
Molecular function (GO): ligand-gated sodium channel activity
Source: RefSeq, a predicted model, not a curated record